Trypanosoma grayi is the source of this 459-nucleotide messenger RNA. RefSeq names its product kinetoplast DNA-associated protein. The transcript has a single exon. NCBI's taxonomy places the organism in Eukaryota, Euglenozoa, Kinetoplastea, Trypanosomatida, Trypanosomatidae. The record is from RefSeq and is a predicted model, not a curated record. Bases 1 to 459 code for a protein of 152 amino acids.
AUGCUUCGACGCACCACGACGACGCUGCGGGUGAGUCCGUACUCUCUCUUCCUCAAGGACCUGGCGAAGACGAAGGAGCUCAGCGGGAUGCCGCUGCAGGAGGGUGCGAAGGUCGCCUCCCGCAUGUACCGCGGCCUCCGCCCAGAGGAGCUGCAGGCACUCCAGAAGCGUGCGUCUAAAGCGCGGUACCCCGCACUCGACGCCUUUAACCGCUUCCAGCGCCAACAGGCGUUCCGCUUUACACACCUCAACAACAUCCAGCGCCAGCGCAUCAUUGCUAGGAUGUGGCACGACAUGCAGAAGAAGCAGACAGAUCUACGGGAGCUGAAGGCUGCAAAGAAGCUUCGUCUCAAGAAGAGCACCGACAAGAAACAGAAGAAGACGAAGAGCACCAGGGUCAGCACGACUAUGAAGCGGAAAAAGGUGACACUAAAGCGCAAGGCCCCAAAGAGGAAGUAA